AUGAAAUCAACGACACAGCAACCAUCGUCGGGGACUAAGCGAUCGCUCAGUGCUGUCGGGGAGUCUCGGCCUCGCAAACGGGAGAAAUAUGCUCGAGUGGCCUGCGCGCUAUGCAAGAUACGCAAGGUCAGAUGCAGCGGCAAUCAACCCUGCAACCGGUGUGAGGAACUUCAGGGCGAGUGUGUCUAUAAUGAUCCUCCCCACCCCGACACACACAACACCCCUCCGCAGUCGGCCCACCCUGGCCUGGACCUGUCGAUUUUGCGAGUGAAUAGGAUCUGCGAACAGAUGCAACAGAAAAUGGCUCGCUUCGUUGAUUCGCAUCCGGGUCGACCCUGUCUCCAGCGCAAGGUGCCGACGGACAACGAAAUCCCUCACCCCAAAAAUCAGACGCCAACCGACUUUAGGUACACUCUUAGUCUUACCCACUUUACACUCACGGGCAGACGAGCGGUGUCGAAUUCGUCCGAUUUCAGUCCCAAGCGUCCUUGCCAUUCUGGGAACGGGCUGGUGUCUCCAGAUUUCUUGAUCUCCUUGCUCCAAGCUGCCCACCCAGUCUUGGAGCUCGGCCACGCAAAAGUCACCCAGCUAGUCACAAUAUUCAAGAACGAGGUUUACCCCAUAUUCCCCUGCGUCAGCAUUCAGUUGGGACACAAUCUUGUCGACAUGCUUUUUUCCCUCCUGAACCGUACUCAAUACGAAGCGACAUGGAACCUCGAAGUGAUUGAUGUGGAGCUCGCAAAGGCGGUUGUGGCUAUUGCCAUGCUGGUAAAACAUGACACACAAAGCCCCUUGGCUGCAGACCUGGAGGACCAUCUGCUAUGGAGCGUGGACUCGUGCUAUGACCAGGACCAACCCCAGUUUGAAGACAUCAUCAUGGCAACUCUGCUAUCCCUGUACUUCGACCUCAAACACCGACCGGUCAAGGCGUGGCGUCUGUCUGGAGUCGCCGCUAAGCUGUGCCUCGAGCUUGGCCUUCACCGAGAGAGCUUCUUCUCCGACACUCAAUUGUGUCCGGACCGAAUUGCUGACUGUAAACGCUUGUUUGCCUGUGUGUAUGAUCUCAACAGGAGGUGCAGUUUCUACUCUGGCCUUCCCUGGACCCUUCAUGACAGGGAAAUCGACCUGUCGAAUCUACGAGUAGAACCGCCAGAGUCCUACCUUGCAGCCAUGAUCGCCAUUGACAGAAGCCUCUCCGAGACCUGGGCUAUCGUCAACUCGCCAACGCCACAGUCUGAGAAAAGCCGCGAACGCGUCGAGUUCCUCAAUUUUCAACUACAGAAACUCGUCAGCAGCCUGCCGAUAGCGGACUUUACGCCACCUAAACCAUCAGUCAAUCCACCACCCUGGCUGGACUUGCAACUCAAGCAGUUCUGCCAUCUCCGAGUGCACUACAUCAGGCUACUCAACUACAUUUGCUCCUUCAAGUCGCUCACCGAUCUACUCUCAGACCCGCACUCAGCCCGCAAACUCCUCACCUCCGCUGCUGAAUCCAUUGACAUUCAACAGGGAAUGAUGCUAAGUGCCGCUGCGCGGGAAGGCGAGGCUGACUCGAGCCCCAGCCCCCUCAUCCUCCCUUCAGCAAUCAAGAUUCUCGUCUGUUCUGUCUCUUUCAUGCUGCUGGCCGUUUCACACUACCCAGCCGACUACGCGCCUUUGUGCAGCGAUUCCUUCUACACCGCCAGAGAGAUUCUUACAAAUGCGCAAAUCACAGUAAAGGAUUCGGAUCUAGACAUCCGUGGUACGCUGGAGGAGUUGCAACGGAUUGCUGAUAGUAUCCAGUUGCCAUCGCCGCCGCCCAAGCGGCCAACUCCUAGUUUGCUCCUUCCGUUGGCUUUGGGAGGCGGUGGAGAGCAGGGAUCCGCGGGAUCUGACGUGUUUGAGGGCCUACAGACGCCUGAUCCUAGUUUUUUUCCCAUUUUGGACGAGGUUAAUCUUGCGGGUCCUGAUAUGUUAUAUAUGAACAACAUGCUUGGCUAGGCGAAAUGGCACGGCUGGGGGUUUGUUUUCAUGUUAUAUGUAUACGGGAAGGUUUCCUCAAAGUGCUUGAUGUUUCUUGCUCUUUUCUAUUUAUUCUAACCCAGGGGGGUUGUCACGGGCCUCGCCCUGCUUAGGUCCCGCUUAGGUCAUCGCC
This is a messenger RNA of Aspergillus calidoustus, 2134 nucleotides long. Lineage: Eukaryota; Fungi; Ascomycota; Eurotiomycetes; Eurotiales; Aspergillaceae. The record is from the annotation of a GenBank genome assembly.